GACUACAUCUUUUUUGAACCUCGAACCUGGACUGGUCUGGACCCCAGGACCUCCAGUCUGACCCUUGACCUAACUAUAUUCUGGCCUGGCAUCAUUUUCAACUCCUGUUUUGUUCCCUUAAACUCAAUCCUGACUCCAAACCCCAUUCAGAGCUGUUCUCGAGAUCCUUGCUUGACCCCAGAUCCUUGCCUGACCCUGUUCCAUCUCUGAAGCUCAUCUUGCUUUGUUUUGAUCACCCCAGUUUCUGUCCUGAUGUUUGAUCUGUGCCCUAAACUCAUAUCCAGUCUCUGAACUCCUUCCAGUUCUUUCCUAUCCUCUGAACGCUAGCCCAAUCCCGGUCCGUCCAGAUUCCCGACCUCUGACUUCUGUACUUUCUCCCCACUCUGAACUGUCCCCCUGGUCCCUCUCCUGACCUGGCUCAUCACCUGUAGACCAUCUCCCUGUCUCCUGUCCUGUCCCUGCCCAAUCCUGUGCUGUGUUCCCCUGUCUUCUCUUGUCCCAUCCCUGUCCUCAUUCCUAGCCUCAUUUUGUCUCAGUCUUUUCCUGUUCCUUACCUCCACUUCGAACCUUCCCUUUUUCCUAUCCCUUCCUUUGACCACUGUCUUGGCCUGUCCCCCAUCAUGUCUUCUAAUUACUGUUCUGUACUGACCCUGGCCCCUGCCCUGCUCUAUUGUCCCUUGCUGACCCCUUCUUUUUCUCUAACCCUUGUCCUGAACCUUACUCCAUUCCAUCUCCUGGCCAGUGUCCCGGCUCAUCUGUCCUGCCUUCCGACCUCCAUCCUACAAUGACUCUGAUUUAUUUUGUCCCAUACACUCCUUCUUGUCCUGUCCCUUCAUCCCAUCCCAACUCCAGGCCUUUGUUCUACCCCUUGCCGGCCUCUCCACCCUAUUCAGAUCUCCCUCCUUCCUGACACCCACUUUUCAUCUCCUCUGUGUCAGGACAGGGGUCACAUUAUACCCUGCCUCUGAACUUGAGGUUCUACUGUUCAUACUAUUUCUGAAGUUCAUCCCAAAUGCUUCUCUUAUCAUGAACAAGAACAAGCACCCUUGUAGGGCCCUGUGUGGCUGAGGUGCUUUUCAUAUGUGAUUUCCCCCACCCUCACCCAGUGAUCUCACACAGAGCUUGCAUUUCUCUCCCUGCCCUAAGAAGGCAUAGAACUGCACCUAUGCCUCCCACCCACCCCAGUGUGGGAGAGCAUUCUAAAUUAUUCAGUGCCUCUCUGGGAGUCUGCAAAGUCUGGGUUGUGUUUCCAGCCUUGCUGAGUUAGGGGCUGCCCCAUGGGUGGAUGACCAAAUAUGUGGAGGUGGGAGACUCAAAGGUAUGUGUGACUCUUCUAGGUCGUGUCACCCCAUCUCCUGGUCUUGAUCCUGGGUGCAUGAUCCCUUCUUUUCUGGCCUGAAAAAAAGUCCAUUCUAGGCCAGAGACUUCAGGGCUUGGUAGGGGUGGGUUGGGGGCAGGGGCUUAUUGCCUCUUCUCUCAGCAGUAAGCAGUACAAACCUAGUGCUAAAUCCAUCCAACCUCUGUGGGGCAGGUCAGAGGGAACAGCUGCUGGGCGUUAGAAUCAGGCCCAUCCAGUAGUAACGAUAAUAGAACAAUAAUAAUAGUAUGAGGUUCCUUUGCUGUCUGAAUCUCCUUGAUUGUGAGGACAGUCAGGGAGAAUUUGGAGAGCAAGGAGGUAAUGUGUUAUUCAGUUAUGUUUUGUUCCUGCAUUUCUCAUAGGGAGUAGUGAGAGUUUGAGGAACAAACUACUAGACCCAUCUCAUUUACCUAAACAUUUAUCCAAACCUACUAAUAACAACACAAGCAUCCCUCAUUGUUCCAAUCUAUUUAGUACCUGAGUUCUGAGAGGGAGAGUUUGGAUAGUUCAGACAAUGAAAAGAUUUCAAGUUAUCUGAAAGUAUUUUGUUUUUGCAUAUAUGUAUAUAAGAUUUUCUGGCAGCUCUUUUGUUCUUCCUCUUUUUCACAGAGAUCCAGUGGUGUGUUGAUAAACUGGCUUUCAAAAACAAAUGUUUGUGUGUUUUACAUAUGAGUGGAGAGAGUUCAGAUAAUGAAGGAUAACGGCUCUAACUCAAAAGCCUAUUCAUGUCUUUUAAUUUUCCUGAGCUUCGGUGCCAAGAAUUAGGAUAGCAAGAGUACUGUGUUGUGUAAAUAUAUUUGGUUCCUGCAUUUUUUAUGUUGAGUAGGGAGAGCUUGGAUAAUGAAGGAAAACAGCUCUGUUUCAAAUAUGUCUGGUUUGGCGAGUAGGGAGAGUUCUGGGUCUGGGUGGUGAGUAGGGAUGUUUCCAGGUUUGUGUAGCAAGUAGGGAGGGUUUGGAGGCUGAGGGAUACCAGCUCUAUCUCAGAAAUUCACCUAAAUAUAUUUAGUUCCUGAUUUGGAUAGUGAGAUGACACUUCAGACAAGUUAUUUGAAGGAAAACAGCUCUGUUUCAAAUGUAUAAGGUGAGGCUGAGGGAUACCAGCUCUGUGUGUCUCUGUCCUGUCUCUCUCUAAAUUUUAUACACACACACAUCUACAUGUAUAUAUAUUUGUUUCCUGACAGUACAUGUUGAGCGCUUAGCGUGGGCCAGGCACUGUCCUAAGCAAAUUUUAGAUUAACUCAUGUCAUCCUCACAACAACCCUGUGAGGUACAUAUGGUUAUCAUCACUCCUACUUUAAAGACGAGGACACUGAGGCCCAGAGAGGUUAAGGGACUUGUGCAAGCAGUCACACAGCCUGUAAGUAGCAGAGCUGGGUUGAAUCGCAGACCCACCACUUAUUAUCCCUCCAUGAAGCCACCUGAGGCUCUGGUCCUGGCCACAGUGGGGCUUAGAGGUUGGCCAGCUUCCAGGCUGGUAGAAAUCAUGGACCAGGGCAAUGACGUGUGGUGGGUAACUCUGCCCUGCCUGUCUGCCUGGCCCAAAAGGCCCAGUUACCUGCUCUCUCCUUACCCUCAUACCAGCCCACCUCUGUGUGAAGUUAUUAUUGUUAUUGACAGUCAUUAAUGACAUGGUAUGAGUAUCCUUGCACUGUGAAAUACCCUCCAAAGUGACUUUGGCCUGCCUCUCUUGGCUCCGUAAACACCAGUUAUCCAUUUUUCAGAUGAGAAAACCUAAGCCUUAAGACUCAAUCUGCAUUGCCAGCCAGAUACUCUUGACCCUCUUGGCUCUGAUUCUAUAAACAUUCUUCUUCCCAACAUCCUUGGUGUCCCACAAGAGGUGGGAGAGGCCAUGGCUGAGAGAACACUCCCCACCAAUAUCCAGCUGCCCACCUUAUGGCCGCCAUCUCCACCAGCCCCAGGAAGUAAAGGGGGAGAGAAGUGGGGAUAAAAGAGGCCUUUGUGUUCCAUGCUAGAAAUCUCAUAUCCAGGAAGAAAGGUGGGCAGGGUGGCAGGAGGCACAUAUAUAGGGUGUUGCUGAUACAGAGUGAGCUGCUCUCCAGGCUUGGUCCACUUGCCAAGCAGGCAGGGAGUUUGUCUCACUCUGCCCUUUCACCUCAUAGUUUGGGCUGCUGCAGGGGCCUGGACUGUGCUUGGGCCCUGAGGUUACAGAGCAGAUGGUCCCAAAUGAAGCACAGGAUAUGUGGUGUGUGCCGGGGCAAGCUCAGAGCCUAGGUGGUGUUGUGGGGUAAGCAGUACAUCUAGGGACUCAGAGCCCUCAAUUUCUUUGACUCUUGGCCAGAAAUGCCUGAGGGGGAGGAAUGGGGAAGGCAGAGCAGCAUGGAUGUGAAAGUGCAUGAGUCCCCCUUUCCCACUCCUCCCUUGCAGGAAUAGCCUCUGUCAGCCUCCAACCCAGGACCCAGCCCCCCACCCCCUGCCCCAAGAUCUGAUCCUACCUGCUCUUAUGCUUCUGUAAUCAGAAUCAGGCCUCUUCACCUCUCCGUGCCCCAGCUUCCACAUCUACAAGCUGGAUAUGAGGAGCUGGGUCAGCGCCAUCCACACAGGUUUGUAGGGACCAGAGGGGUUAAACCACGUGUGUGUUUUGUGGGUUUGUUGGGAUGAUUUCUCUUGGAGCUGCAGAAGGUUGUAGGAUCUUGGGACCUGGUCUCUCCUUAGAAAAGCUGACCUCUUCUUGGGAAACUAUUACCCCAGUGAGGGUGGGUAUUACCUAAAGACCUUCUCCCACUCCUGCCUUGCCCUGGGAGGAAAAGGUUAGGGCUUCAGGAAUGUGACGUGAACUGCCAAGAGACAUACACCCCAAGGCCUCCCCCGUGCUUAGCACCUGUCCAGACCUCCAUCCCAGAGCUCCCAGAUAAUACCCUGAGGUGAGCAGGGUCUGAUCUGGGACCUUGGGCAGCACCAGAGGCAGCCGCCACUUCUACCACCCUUAGCCCUCCUUCUCCAGUUCUCUGUUGGAUGUAUGGGGUGAGAGGAGAGGUCCAGGCUCUUGGCCUUGCUGGACACCCUGAGGGGACCUGGCCCAAGACUGCCCCUAAGGGUGACCUGAACCUUAGUGGCAGGCAGGCAAGAGUUAAAAGGUAUGGGCCAGCCCAGUCCCUGGCCAGGUAGGCUGGGCCAUUGCCUAGUGGGAGGCGGCCUUGGCUUCUGCUACUGUGUUCAUUGCUCACUGCUCACUGCACUACCAGCCUGCCACUACCAGCCGAAGUCAGGCCUGGUCAAGACAACUAUUUUUUUCAGGUACCUGAGACCACCCCACAGUACCCAUCUGGUAUUGGUGAGCACCUGGGAACAUGGGCCCAGGGGCAGGGGAGGACGGUAUGGGGUGUACUAACAUUCCAUGCAGAUAAGAGCCAGGGCUGUGCAAGAAGACAGCAAGGAAGGAGGGCCUGAGUAGAUGGGUGAAGCCCAAAAUGUCCAAUUUCCUUUCCUGGCAUGAAGCCGAUCCCUUGCUGGAAAUGGAGGAAGGGAAGAGAUCAGGGAGGAGAGAAGCCAGAGUCCCCCUUCUCUAGUCCCCCACUUCCUCUUCCCCCCUUUUCCCUUGUGGGAGUAGCCUCUACCCUCCCUUAACCUGGGGCCCAGCCCCUCAGGAAAGCCCAGACUGGCUGAUUGAGAAACUACUUCCUGGCACCUGCCUGCCUGCCCCCCUAUCUGUUCACCUAGAGUGGGGCAGGGGGCCCUUAGGGCAGUGUGGACAGUCCAGACACUGGGAGUUUGUAUUUGCUCCCACAGUAGCAGGAUAUAGAAAUGAGGGUCCCACUGAAUGUGCUGGGGUACCACCCAGAUGAGGUAUCUUGGUUGUAAACAGUCAUUACAGCCAGGAAUUUCUUUCUCAGCUGUGGUGUCAGAAGGGCAGACCUGAAAAACCUGCUGGGCCUGCCUCUGGGUGUGGGGGUGCCCUCUGCAGCUCUCAUGCUGCAGCCCAUCCUGGGACAGGAUAGAGUCACCAGUGGGAAGCCCCAGGGGCUGGUGUGAGAGGGUGUUGGGGAGGGGGCUGCUGGGACCCCCUUCUCAUCACUGGGUGGGCAUGGGGCAGUCCUGGGCUCCAAGGCAAGUGUGCUGAGAGCAGGAUUGCAGAGGCAGAGGUUUGGGAGCCAGGUGUGGGGGUAUGGGGCGUGAACCCUGUGUCUAGCCUGCCCAUUGACCCCAUGACUCAGGCUCUAGUUAUGUCCCUGAGGUCAGGUUGACAGGGUGGAUUCAGGGUUCCUUUCCGGACCCUAUGUCGACUUCCAAGAUGCCGUGAGCUCCCAGGGAAAGAAGGCUAGAGGCAGCCCAGUGUCAGAUGCAGGGCCGAUCCUGGUGAACAGGUCCACCGAGGAAGAGUAGAGUUUCCUGUUGGGGUGGAGGAAGAUUUAGGGGAACCCUGGGAGAAUUCCUCAACCCCAACUAUGGGCUGGGGAAGAAGAACCCCCAGAAGCCAAGGGGCAGAGGAGGCCGAGGUAGGACCUCAAGGAAACUCCACUGUGCUGGGCAUUGUCAGACCUCUGAGGAUGGGUGUGUGUGUGCCUCUGCAAAGCACAUGUCGCUGCCUGGGUGUGCAAAGGGGCUUUAGGGACUUACCUCCGUCUCUAAUGUUGAGAACAGAGAAUCACUGAAGGGAUACAUUUCCUAUUGAGUGGUAGGAGAACUGCUGAGGAACUGGUAGCACCAUAUUAGCAGCUUGGCCACAUCCCCCAAUGUAUGGGUGUGGAAGGGAUUUGAACCCACGCCUCCUCAGUUGCCUAGGUCUUCUCCAUACCUGGCUACCAUGUCGUGACAAGUUGGGGAAUUCCAGGUAGGUGGGGAUGGGACCUCUGUGGCCUCAUGAGGCCCUCCCAGCUGCCUGUCACUGAGGUCAGGCCAGGUGGUGGGAGGUGAUGUUACCUGGCUGCCCAGCUGGGAACUGAGCAGGAUGUGGGAGGGAGGGAGCAAAUUCCAGAGGAGGGGAUGAGGGCAGGGCUGGCAACCAGCCAAGGCAGGCUCCAUGGCCAGCUCAGGGGCAGAGAAAAGAGGCAGGAGGCAAUCAGCUUGUUAUCUGCAGUUGUGGACUUUACUGUUCAUAGUCCCAGCAGGGUGACUUCCCUAUGCUGGGUGCAGGAUAGGCUGGGGUGGGCAGAGGGGCUAGAGGGGUCCUGGAGCCAAGUGGACACUACCUGUCACACCAGGGCUACAUGAUAGAGUUGAGACAAGUAACGACCCACAAAUUGGAGCUUGAUCUCUGGGUUGGCUGCCUUGUCAUUCUUUCAUUCACCUAGCAUUCACUGAGCACUUGUUGUGCAUGCAGAAGUGUUCUGAGUGCCAGAGAUACUGAUGAAAACAGGACAGACAUGUUUCCUGUCCUCAUGAAUAUACGAGGGAGGCAUAGUCUCUCAUUGGACAGCAGUUGUGAGGAGAAGUAAUGCGGUAGCCCACCUCUAGAAGUGACGUUGAGGCUCCAGCAUGUAAGUGAGAACCAGGAGCUGGAAUGGUGAGAAGUGAAAAGAGCACGCCGGGCAGCAGCCUGGGCAAAGGCACUGAGGCCCUAUGGGCAUUGAGCUUAUGAGGAAUUGGUGAGGUUGGAGCAGCUCUAGUGAGGGAGAGUGUUAGACCAGAAGGGUGGGCCUGGGCUCUAUCCUUAGCUGUGGGCAAGUUAUUUCACUUCUCUGUGCCUUAUUCUCCUCAUCUCUAAACUGGGAGUAAUGUUAAUCACAGAACCACUGUCACAGUGUGUUUGUGAAGAUUAAGAAUAGAGGGUAACUAUUCCAGGCACCCAGGUACUUAAUAAAUGCUCAUUGUUAUAGUUGGUUGAAUCUGUGCCAUUAAUUUUCUCUCCCCAGGUGAGAUUCCUGACUGGCUCAUGGGCCUCUGAGGAGGCAUCGUAAGUCCAACCAGCACCCUACUUGCUGUGUUCCCACUCAAUGGGAAGGGAACCAAGGCCUUGUCCCGCCAUCAGCUGCAGCCUCUCAACAGCACCAGGAUGGAAGUCAAAGGUCAGCUGAUCAGCUCUCCCACCUUCAAUGCCUCAGCUACCCUGUUCGGAGAAGCCGCCCCCCAGGUGAAGUCAGAGCGUCUGAGGGGGCUGCUUGACCGGCAGCGGGCUCUGCAGGAGGCCCUGAGCCUGAAACUUCAGGAGCUACGCAAAGUGUGUCUCCAGGAGGCGGAGCUGACUGGCCAGUUGCCCCCUGAGUGCCCACUAGAGCCUGGUGAACGGCCCCAGUUGGUUCGCCGGCGGCCCCCUGCAGCUCGAGCCUAUCCUCCACCACCCUCCAACCCAACACAUCAUUCCUUGUGCCCUGCUGAGGAGCUCGCUCUUGAGGCCUUGGAACGGGAGGUGUCAGUGCAACAGCAGAUUGCGGCAGCUGCCCGCCGCCUGGCCUUGGCCCCUGAGUUGAGUGUGGAGCAGCGCCGACGCCGGCGCCAGGUCCAGGCAGAUGCACUGCGGAGGCUGCACGAGCUGGAGGAGCAGCUUGGGGAUUUCCGGGCUCGCCUAGGCCUCCCAGUGCUCCCACUGUCCACAGGGGCAGUUAUCACCACCCAGGGUAUCUGCCUGGGCACACGCCUCGCUCAGCUUAGCCAAGAGGACGUAGUUCUGCACUCAGAGAGCAGCUCCCUCUCAGAGUCUGGGGCCAGCCAUGAUAAUGAGGAACCCCGUGGCUGCUUCCCUCUGACUGAGCGCCCCUCACCACCCAAGGCCUGGGACCAGCUGCGGGCAGUAUCUGGGGGCAGCCCUGAGCGACGAACUCCAUGGAAACCACCCCCGUCAGAUCUUUAUGGGGACCUGAAGAGCCGGCGCAACUCUGUGGCCAGCCCUACCAGUCCCACACGCUCACUGCCCAGGAGUGCCUCCAGUUUUGAGGGGCGAAGUGUGCCUGCCACUCCUGUUCUCACCCGGGGCGCUGGCCCCCAGCUCUGCAAACCUGAAGGCCUAUAUUCUCGCCAGUGGUCCGGCAGCCAGGACUCCCAGAUGGGCUUCCCCCGGGUGGACCCGGCUUCUGACCGUGCCUCCCUCUUCGCAGCUCGCACCCGCCGCAGCAACAGCUCUGAGGCCCUACUAGUGGACCGGGCAGCUGGCGGGGGAGCUGGCUCCCCACCUGCACCUCUGGCUCCCCCUGCCACUGGUCCCCCAGUCUGCAAGAGCAGUGAGGUGCUGUAUGAGCGCCCCCAACCAACCCCUGCCUUCUCCUCCCGAACAGCUGGCCCCCCAGACCCUCCCCGGGCUGCCCGGCCAAGCUCAGCUGCCCCUGCCUCCCGUGGGGCUCCCAGGCUCCCACCUAUGUGUGGAGACUUCCUCUUGGACUAUUCCCUGGACCGAGGCCUGCCCCGAGGUAUCGGUGGGUCAGGCUGGGGGGAGCUGCUGCCUGCAGCUGAGGUCCCAGGACCCCUCUCCCGCCGGGAUGGGCUCCUUGCCAUGGUCCCAGGCCCACCAUCUGUGUAUGCAGCUGACGGCAGCAGCCCCCUCCUCCGUAGCAAGGACUCCCACACCCGUGCCACCCGCACCAAGCCCUGUGGCCUCCCCUUGGAGGCUGCUGAGGGUCCAGAGGUGCAUCCAAACCCUCUGCUGUGGAUUCCCCCACCCACCCGUAUUGAGCGCAGCGGCCAUAAGAAUCUUGCCCUGGAGGGGCUUCGGGACUGGUACAUCCGGAACUCGGGACUGGCUGCGGGGCCCCAGCGCCGGCCUGUGCUCCCCCACAUGGUCUCACAACACCCGCCCUUCCUCCAUGCCCGCUGCUAUGAGGUGGGCCAGGCGCUGUAUGGGGCCCCCAGCCAGGCGCCCCUCCCGCACUCGAGGAGUUUCACGGCGCCCCCUGUCUCUGGCAGGUAUGGGGGGUGCUUUUACUGAUGGGUAGGGGUCCCUGAGGCAGAUGGCAAGGGUCUCCAGGCCAGGGGGCAGCUAGUCAUGAGAGCUGAUGGCUUGGACCAUGAGAGUUGUAGCUGCAGCCUUGGUACAGGGUCACUGGGCCCUUCCUGACCUACAUUAGUCCAUUGGGUCUCGGUAGAGGGGUUUCUUGGGCCCUGGUAGCAGCAGUUCUUUACUAAGCUAUGGAAGAAUUUUAAUAUUUUAACAACCAGUGCAUGUCAGCUGAAAAUGAGCCUUGGAACCGGGGUGCUGGGAGGAAGGGGCAUCAUGUGUCCUUGCCGUUUUCUUCCUCUUUUCACCAUACUCCAUGCUUGCAAGCCUCAAGGUGCUGUCUCCUGUGCCUGCCUCCACCUCUUUAACGAGCCUCUUUUCCUCUCUUUCUGUGUCUUGUUUGUCUUUUCCUCUCUUCUCUGUCUUCCCCUCCUGUCCUCUGUCUUGCUGCUG
This is a messenger RNA of Pteropus alecto (black flying fox), 9632 nucleotides long. It is a transcript of the gene CCDC120, whose product is annotated as coiled-coil domain containing 120. The record is from RefSeq and is a predicted model, not a curated record. The transcript has 9 exons. Lineage: Eukaryota; Metazoa; Chordata; Mammalia; Chiroptera; Pteropodidae. Bases 7308 to 9170 code for a protein of 620 amino acids.